Molecule: messenger RNA, 2074 nt
Organism: Onychostoma macrolepis
Lineage: Eukaryota; Metazoa; Chordata; Actinopteri; Cypriniformes; Cyprinidae
Gene: bicdl2
Product: BICD family like cargo adaptor 2
Exons: 9
Coding region: 737-1921 (394 amino acids)
Biological process (GO): Golgi to secretory granule transport; vesicle transport along microtubule
Source: RefSeq, a predicted model, not a curated record
ACAUUAGAAUAAACAGAAAAACAAACAAACAAACAAACAUAAUGACGGUUAAGUUAUAUAAAACAAUUAAAUGUUUACAAAAAGUAAUUUUACAGCUUUCUUAUUUUUGGAACUUCAUAUUGUUUUUUGGUUUGUUGAACUUCUGCCUUCAAAAUUCAAAACAAUGGUUUAAUUCCCCCAUGUUUACAUUUAUGAAUAAAUCGUAGGUUUGAAGUGUGUGGUUUUUUUUUUAAUAAAUCGAAGUUUCAUACUAAAUCAGUGACUGUAUCUCACCUGAACGCCUGACGUCAGCGUCACCUGCCCUGUUUUGUGUUUGGGCUCCUCCCACUGAACUGAUGACGCCAAGAGAAGGUGUGGCUUAAUUAGCUUUACAGCAGCGCUUCCAAGGCGACCAGUAGUUACCUCCCUGUCACCUUUCAUGCUAAGUUUGGAGCAGGAACUUCCCAGGGAGAUUUAUAAGGAAGACUCAAGAUAAAGCAAACAAUAAAUUAACUGAUGAUUCCACCCUUGGAGGAACCUUCAGCCUCCGUACACCUUACAUGUGACACAAACAAGGGUUGAUCAUCUUUUGAAGGAUAUACAAAACCAAGAGGUGUCAGGUUCUGUGUUUUCUUGAAAAUCCAGGCGAGACUACAGCAUUGGACAUUUAGACUGGGAAGGAUGCAGAUGAACAACUUUUGACUAUCAGGACGGUUACUUGGAGUCCUGCUUAGCCGUGAACUUAAGGGACGGACCAAUGUUUUCAUCCAAGAAGGAGAACCUACCCUCUCCCAUCCUGGAGGAUUCUUUCUUCGCCUUCUCUUCAUCACACUCUUCCUCUGGUCACCGGAUCAUGGCUCCAAUGGGAGCAGAUGAUCUUCUCGCCUCACCUCAGGAUGACAGCAGUCCUACGCUGCUGGAAAAGGACCUGAUCUUGGCUGCUGAGGUGGGCCAAGCUUUGCUGGAGAAAAACGAGGAGCUGGCUGCUCAGAUAGAGCAGAUGGAAAGGGAGAUGGAGGCUACGCAGCAGGAGAAACACAUGCUGCAGCGACGUCUGGAGAUGCGGGACCUCGAGGCAGGUCAGCGGGAAGCGGAACUGCAGGCUGACAUCACAGCGAUGCGUGAGCAGUUGGAACAAAAACACGUUCAGAGUCGUGACCGGCGUCGUGAGGAGAGUGAGCAACUGACUCACCUGUCCAGCCACAACCAAAAGCUUGUGGAACAGCUGGCAGAGGCAGUGGCCUUAGAGCAUACUUUACGUACUGAGCUUCGUUCUUUGAGGGAAGAAAUGGAGGAUAAGAGUUUUAGCAAAUCCAUAAGCUCUGCUAGACUGGACAGUCUGCAAGCAGAGAACAGGGUUAUGAAAGAGCGCUGUGCUCAUAUGGAUGAAAGAUUGAAGUCAACUCAAGAAGACAACCACCGGCUGAGAUCUGAGAGGGAUGGAUUGAGAGAGAGGGUGAUUGAGCUACAGACCAGUCUGAAAGAUAAAGAAACUGAGGCCAAAGAAUCCAUUUUGGCCCAUUCAGCCAUUUUGCAAGAAAAAGAAGACGAAAUUCAGAAGUUACAGAAAGAGCUACAGUCUAGAGAAACUGAAUUAGAAGGGCUGAGGCAGGAGGUGAAGCCAUUUCGUAACAGUCCUGGCAAACCUACUUACAGUGCCUUGGAAGAUGAGAUCAUUUUGGCCCGACAAGAACGUGAUGCACUCAACCAGCAGCUUCUGAACACUAUCAGACACAAGGUGGCACUAUCUCAGGAAGUUGAGUCUUGGCAGGAGGACAUGCGUCUAGUGAUAUCUCAACAGGUUCAACUCCAACAAAAAGAAAAGGAAAACGACAAAGAACGGACAGGCCUUCAAAGAGGCACUCGCACCACCAAAUCACUGCGUGUACGUGGGGAAGAUGGAAGGAAAGGGUUUUUUUCUUCUCUGUUUGGGGGAGACUGACUGGAGGACCAAUAAGAAGGGACAAGAAGAGAAUACAAUAAUGAGAGAUUUCUCUCUUUUUUUUUUUUUUUCUACAAAUGUCAAAUAGUCAUUAAAAUUACCCAAAUGUGUAAAUAGAAAGACAAUAGAAAGAAAUUAUAUGUACUCUAUAGU